Molecule: messenger RNA, 786 nt
Organism: Plasmodium adleri (nom. inval.)
Lineage: Eukaryota; Apicomplexa; Aconoidasida; Haemosporida; Plasmodiidae
Product: conserved Plasmodium protein, unknown function
Exons: 9
Coding region: 1-786 (261 amino acids)
Cellular component (GO): acetylcholine-gated channel complex
Source: RefSeq, a predicted model, not a curated record
AUGAAUUGUGUCUUUUUUUUAUGCUUCUAUAUUUUCCUCAGUUCCGUUGUUCAUUUAAAGGUCCCUGUAGAAAAUGCUCCUUUUGUAUUUAACAAGAAGGAAAAUGAUAUAAAAUAUUUUCUGGAUAAAGAAACACCGGAUGAUUUAUUAUUAAACAAUUCUUAUUCAUUAGAUAUAACAUUAGAAAAUUUCCCCAAUCCUUUUUUUCACCCUUCCUUAUGUAAUAGAUAUGGAUUAAGGUUUUCUUAUAUAUGUGACCCUAAUAAAAUAUUAUCAAGAAAUAUAGCUGAUCAAAUUGAGGAAAUAUUGAAUUAUCAAAGGCGAAAUUCAAAACAUUAUUGUGUAGAUAAAGAAGUCCCAUACAUUUUAGGGGUAGCUCUAAUAAAUAAACUCCCCUAUGGAAUAAGUGCUGAUACGUUUGCUUCUCAAAUAUUCGAAUACUGGAAAUUAAGUAACAAAGAUUGUAAUGAUGGUGUUCUGCUUUUUUUUGUCAAAGAAGAUACACAUUUUAUAUUAAAAUGGAAAAAAGGAGCUCAAUCAAUAAUUAAUUUUAGAACAGCGACUUCUAUGAAUAAAUCUUUUAAUCAAUAUAUACGAAAAUAUUCACUGGAAUACUCUAUUUUGAGCGCUGUAAAAUUAACAUCGCAAUAUUUGACGGAGGAAAUAAUUCCACCAACACAAACUGCUCAAAAGGUUGUAGCGUUUACAAUAGUAAUUGUAGUUGGUUUAGCAUAUCUCGCAUUUAUAUUAAUAGUUUUCGCGGAUGCUCAGAUGGAUAAUAAAUAA